Messenger RNA from Dentiscutata erythropus, 567 nucleotides. NCBI's taxonomy places the organism in Eukaryota, Fungi, Glomeromycota, Glomeromycetes, Diversisporales, Gigasporaceae. The record is from the annotation of a GenBank genome assembly.
AUGGAAAAUCCAGAGCAAAUUACAAUUUUGACUAGGUCUUCAUCUCUAAAUGUUGAGAUCAACAGUCAACCGGACAAUCCACCAACAUACGAAGAGGCUGUUGCUAAUACUUCUUUAAGAACUUCUGAAGAAAUUGAAAUUACCCAAAAAGUUACGAGCUCUGAUCGAGAAGAUAGCUGGGAUAAUAUUUGCGAAAAAGUUGAGUCUUGGUCAACAAAGUCAACGGGCGAUAAAGAAGAUUCUUUUGAAGCCACCUUACCACUCGUUGAAUUUGAUAAUCAAUUCUCUGUAAUUGAUCUGAAGUUUUACACAAGAUACGAAAAAUAUCUUGAUGAUGUGAGGAGAGAAGAUCCUGAAAAGUAUGAAAAAUUCAAGAUGUAUUUUUCAUUUCUGGAUGCACAUAUUCAUAGUUACCAUAAUCUCUUUUAUGAUGCGAUAUGGUACUACAGUAAAGCAGGUGCAUUUGACUUGUUGCUCUGGAGAAGAAAGCAAUAUGAAGAGGAUUUUGAAUGGUCAUUAUUAAGUUUUGGCCAUGCCCUCCACCUCGAGAGCGAACGAAAAACUUAG